Molecule: messenger RNA, 2733 nt
Organism: Sungouiella intermedia
Lineage: Eukaryota; Fungi; Ascomycota; Pichiomycetes; Serinales; Metschnikowiaceae
Source: the annotation of a GenBank genome assembly
AUGGCUUCGUCUGAAUUCGGAGACUCCGUGGUACUUCACCAUGUACCUCAAAAUUUUGACUCCUUGGAUGCACGAGUCGUGCAAUACAAGUAUGCUAUCGUUAAGCUUCAACGACUUAUCAACUCCAUUGAUGGAAUCCUCGACAGAACCUCCGGGUCGACCAACAACCUUGUGUUGGUGCAGUACAUCAUAUAUCUCUCCGCUACGGUCUUUGCAAUCAACGAGAGCGGCUUUGGCCAAAGAUUGGCUUCGUUGGAGGCAUUCAGGGCCUUGAAACCUUCCAACAUCACUAUCAGCCAGGUGGUUACCCAUGUGGCCUACGACAUGAAGGACCACCCCAUUAUUCCGCUUGAAACUCUACCCUCACCGCUGGUUGCGGCAAACUGCUUGAAAAGCUUUCGAGCAUCGUGUCUCAAUUGCUUGGAUGGAUAUCAGAAACGGUAUGCUAAUGCCCUGAGGGAAAUCCAGAACUCUGCGUAUAUGGGCGACUUGGAUGCGCUCUUCAACUCGCUGUUCUUCGAUCGCGAGCUUGAUAUCGACUUGACACUCCGUUGCUCAAAGAUAUCGCCCUCGUUCAUGUUACCUUUGGAAUCUAAGGAUGUGGUGACUGAUCCGGACUUCGACGAAGCCUCGUUGAUCGACAUGGACCUCUAUGGCCUUUUCACAUUGACCUUGCAGAUGUCACGUAUGCUCGCUAGGAUCAAACCUCAGAUUGCAAAGUAUCGUGACUUGAAACUGACGCAAAGAAAUUUGCAAGAUGCGUCUUUCAAGGCAAUUCCGCAAUACGAGUAUUCGCUACAUCGUAUUCUCUUCUGGGCUUUGCGCUUGAACGACUUGUACUCGAUUAUCCGUCGGUUCGGCCGCCAGAUCUUCCUAGGAAACUUGGAGCACUUGCAAGAUGCUAAGUUUCUCUCGCAAAUGCCAAACGGUGCAUUUUUCAAGAAUAGCAUUUUGAAGGAUAUCGACGAGUACUUCAACACUUCCAAGAAGAACGGUAUCCUCAUAGCAACCAUCACACGUUUCAUUCGCAUGAACUCCAAGUAUGAUAUAAAGGCUCCGAAUGUGCUUGAGUUUGUUGGUUUCAUACAGCAAGGAUUUACCUAUAUUGAGGCUUUGAACAAAAAAUUUCAGGAAUUCGGACUCAAUUGGAUUGCUGGCGAGCUCUCAUUCCGAAGAAUGCACGACUUGCCCAUUAGUAACCUCGGCAAGCUCAACUCCAUGUUACAGGACGAAGUUUCGAGGGACUUGCGAUUGAAGAGGGAAGCUGCUCUUAAAAGCGAGAGAGGCAAGGCAAAGCAUAUCACCAAGCCGGUCGCCAGACCCUCGAAACCAUCCCCUGCAACUUCUUCUGCCGGCGUAACUUCUCCCCAAAGUUCUUUAUCCAGUUCCAACGUCGGCUCUCCCUUAGUGUCUCAAUCCACAUCUCCAGCUCCUAUUCCAGCGCCAAUAAAGUUGCCAACUAUCCCACCCAAGGCUGGCGAUAAGGUCAAUCCUCCCCCUUCGUUGUCGAAACUUGUGGUGACGAGAACAUCUCGGUCAUCAUCUGUGAGCAGUUCAAAUGAUUCGAAUCCAAGCAGCCCGAGGAUUUCUUCACCCAGUAAAGGAGCAGCAACCAAAAACCUGGCAUCUCCUAGCACAGAAACCUCCUUUACUGGCCCACGCAGACCACAGAGCAUGAUCUUCCUCAACUCUAACUCCUCGGCCAGCUCUAUCACGUCCCUCCAGACACAAUCAACCAGCCCAAUUGAUAAGAACAAGAUUGUUAACACGACAGCUGGGGGCCGCCGAAGAUCUAAUUCGCAACCACUUUCGUUUAAUGCUUCAGCUACUGCCCUCAAACAGGCAGCUGCAGCCAAAGACUCUGGCUUGAGAUCUCCAUCCGGAAGCAUUAGGAGAACACCCUCGAUUGGUAUGAAACCCACCAACUCUUUGCCUCAGUCCCCGUUGGCAGCCAAAACCAGUCAGCUCAAUGUGGUAAAUGAGACCGAAUUUGAACCUCCCACAGUCAAGCUCACAGCCAACCAGAAGUUUCAGCAACAUUUGAGAGAGGCAUCUCGUUCGGGAGCUCUUAAUACUCAGGAGAAAGAGACGUUCACUAACGUGCUUUUCGAUCCCAACAACCCUUCAGCGCUCAAGUUGAAGCGCUAUGUGGAUCCUCCGAAGCCACAGGCUGCCCCAGUAGUGGAAGAGAAACCUCGUAUUAAUCCCCAGGAAGUAGUUGAAUCGGCUGCGCGUGCUUCUUUGAAGAAGGCUCACAAUCUGAGGCCCACAGUUGCACAAGUUACGAAGCUCAAUACGCAGAGAAACAGCGUACUUCUACAUAUGCCAGGUGCUUCUACUCUGCGCCGUGCUAGUGGCGAGUCUUUCUCGUCAGAGUUGUCUGAUGGGUCCAGCCGGUCUACCCCAACAGGCGUUUCGUCAACAACAGGAGAUGAAAAUUCUAUCUGCAAGAAGGUCCGGUUUACUGGUGUGCCCCAGUAUACGCCAGCAGAGGAUGCACCCAGUACACAUUCCAGCCGAAUCUUGAAGAAUUUUGCCGCUUUCAAGAUGCCUUUGAUCAAUAGAGGAGCACGGGCUGCUUUCAAAAAGAAAGAUGAGUUGUUCAAGAAAGAAGAAAGCAUUUUGUUCAAGCAGCAACUCCAUCCUGGUAGUAACACAAUCCAGGCACCGGUUCAACAAUCUGGUUCCUAUGUCCCGGUCCCUCCACCUCAAAGGUUAUCAGGAUUUAGAUAA